UUUUUUUUUUUUCUAUUUUUUAAAUUUUCCUUUAUUACCUGAUCAUUUUAUUUUUAACGACAUCAAACAAUAAAAUGUCGUCAGCGGAAAAAUUACUUAAAGAUCCAUUCAAAGAAGAUACUCCUAUAGAUCCAACAACAGAAAAAGGUCAAGAAGUAUUAUCACAACCACCAGCAACACGAUGGGAACUAUGGAGUUAUUAUUUAUACUACAACGGCAAUAAUGGAUACAAUAUGUAUGCUUUUUUACCAACCUUAUUACAGUAUAUGGCACAAAAAGGUGGAUUUGAUCCUAAUUCUCCACCAAAUGCACGACAACCUUGUAAUAUAGCUCUUAGUAAUACAUCUUCAUGUAAUGUACCAUGGCUCAAUUAUACCAAUGGAAUACCUGUAGUAUCGAUGAUCAUGUACGUUACUGCUAUUUCUUUUGGUAUUCAAUUUCUUCUCUUCACUACUUUUGGUUCUCUAGCUGAUUAUGGACGUUACAAUCACUAUAUCCUUAUCAUAGCCACAUUGAUUAGUUGUGCCGCUCAGAUUUUACCAAUCAUUUUUUUGAAUGAUGAUGGUUCUGGUUGGUCCGGAAUGAUGGGUCUCAAUAUUAUUUCCAUGAUAUCUUAUGGUACGACUCUUGUUUUUUAUGCCGCUGCUUUCCCUUCAUUAAGUGACAAUUUACCGGUUGUACGAGGUGUUCGCGGUAAUCCAAUGAUUUCGGCAGAAGAAACACAAAGUGUAGUUGAAAAAUGGAGAAAUCAUGUAUCAGCUAUUUCUACCACUUUUUCGAAUGUUGGAUUUCUUAUCCUCUCAGCCGUAUUCUCUGGUAUUUCAUUUAUUGCAUGGUCAAAUGGACCCUUUCUAAAUGAUAAUCAAACCUUUGGUAAUACUCCUUUAUAUUAUUUUAUUGCUUCGGUGACAUGUGGUGCUUUCAUGUUGGUGAAUGCUUUACCUUAUUUUGUAUUACGACCCAUUGGUAGACGUGGACCUCCUCUUCCUCCUAAUGAAAAUCAUCUUACAAUUGGUUGGAAAUCUAUCUUCAAAGCUCUAAAAGAGGCCAAGCAAUACCGAUACUUAUUUUUAUAUAUCAUCUCCUAUUUUAUGUUUAGUGAUGGUGUGAAUGCCAUCAGUAGUAUGCAAACUUAUAUACAAAAUGAUAUCACUUCCUUUUCAGCCACAGAAACUGUCGUCAUGGGAUUCAUCACAGCGAUUACUUCUAUCAUUGGUUGUCUCUUCUUUUUAUUUUUGGCCAAACAAUUCAAUGUCAGUACCAAGACUAAUUUGUUGAUCAUCGUUAUAGCUACAGGUAUAGUUCCAAUUUGGGGAUGUUUUGGUAUUGGAUUAAAUAACUUUGGUAUCAAGACUCAAUGGGAACUUUGGGUAUUAAGUGCAUGGUCAGGAUUUUUUACGGGACCUAUAUGGGCUUGGCAACAAACACUUUUGGCAGAGUUAGUGCCUCGUGGUAAGGAAAAUCUAUUCUUUGGAUUAUUUGGUAUAGUCAACAAAGCAUCAUCAUGGAUUGGAGCAACAGCAAUUGGUGCGGUGACUGAACAAACAUCCAACGCCUAUUUUGGUUGGCCCAUCAUUGCAGCUCUGUUUGUCGUGGCAACUGUUAUUCUUUGGUUUGUAGAUAUGGAGGCAGCCAAACUGGAAAUGUUACAUAUGGAAAUCCAACAAGAAAUGAAUCAGAAUAUCAUCAAUACAAGAAAUUCUACUUCUGCACCUGUAGAUGAAAAAAUCUCUAUGGUCAAAAUGGAUUUGAUGGAAGAUAGUCAUAUAGAUGAGGAGUCCGAUCAUAGAGUAUAAUGAUGAUUUGUAGUUGGUAAUAGUUAGUCUUUUUUUUUUUUGUCUCAAUAUAAAUAAAUGAAAUCCUUUGAAUACUUAAUGCCAGGAACUUUUACAAUAGAAAUAUUUCAUUGGCC
Molecule: messenger RNA, 1912 nt
Organism: Halteromyces radiatus
Lineage: Eukaryota; Fungi; Mucoromycota; Mucoromycetes; Mucorales; Cunninghamellaceae
Product: autophagy-related protein 22-like protein
Exons: 7
Coding region: 75-1796 (573 amino acids)
Biological process (GO): amino acid transmembrane export from vacuole
Source: RefSeq, a predicted model, not a curated record